Volvox carteri f. nagariensis is the source of this 1212-nucleotide messenger RNA. RefSeq lists its product as uncharacterized. The annotation marks the transcript as partial. The transcript is spliced from 6 exons. Lineage: Eukaryota; Viridiplantae; Chlorophyta; Chlorophyceae; Chlamydomonadales; Volvocaceae. The record is from RefSeq and is a predicted model, not a curated record.
GCAUACGACGCAUGGGAGGCUGAAGAGCAUGCUCGCCUGGAGGAGUCCAAGCGGAAACAGUUGGCGGCCAGAAAGGGUCAGGGGGCGGGAGCUAAGGGCCGCACUGCCCCUGCUGGCCGGAGGAAGGCUGGGAAGAAGGUCGUGUCAGACGACGACAUUUCCAGUGGAGGUUCCGACUCCGAUUUCGAAUUAAAGCGCAAGCCUGCACCGGUUCAACGUGCAGCUGCCCAGCCGGGACCGAAGGCGUCGCUGGCAGACGCAAAGUUGCCGAAACCUCCUUCUGACGUUCCAGUGAUGAAGGCCACAGGAAAACCCCCGGCGGCUGCCAAGCCUGAUCCUGGUCCCGCUAUGGUUGAGCCGACUGCCCGGCCGCCUGGACGCAAGGCUGCCGCAGCUGGUAAUGCUCGCCGCAAGCAGGUCGUCGAGAGCGAUAGCGAUACGGACGCAGGUAACUCAGCAGAAUGGGAGGUCGACGAGAAGCUGGCGACUAAGCCGGGCCAGGCUGGAAAGGUACCCUCGGCAAAACCGGCCAAACCAGCGGCGACGGGGCGUGGCAGGAAGCCAAAGCCGCUGCCGGCCAGCUCGCAAGGCAGCGAGCAACCAAGCGUGGAUGACAGCCGCACUCAACCAGACCCUGAAGCGGCAGGGUUGGCUGCUCGCCUUGCAGGCCGCAUCCAGACCCAAUUGAACCUGGGGAAGCCACUGGGCGUAGGGGCCUCCAAGCCAACGGCAGCGAACCUUGUGGACGUGGACGAGGUCAACUCGCCGGCGCCAGGCUUGAAGACAAUACCCGGUGCUAAGACUGCCGCGCCAAAGGCUGUUGCUGCCAAAGGAGGGAGCAGGCAGACUGCUGCGACAGCUAAGCAGCCCGCCAAACGCAAAGGGGCUGCUGCCAAGAAGCCGGAGUCGGAGGAGGACAGCGAGGAUGCUGACACGAGUGACGAGGAGGCAACGUUUGAGCUGUCAGCUCCAUCACCAGCUGUGGCUCCCAAGGGCAAGAAGGGCCGUGUGGGGCCGUCGCCACUGGGAAUUAAAACUCUCGCACGCGCCACUGGAGGGGCAUCCGCCUGUUCUGGGCCCAUGGCGACCGUCCUAGAGGAGCGGCCGCAACGCGCCCGACGGGCUGCGGCGGCUAAGGCAACGUACAUCAUCAGCAGUAGCGAGGAUGACGAUGGCGAUAAGGACAGCGACUUUGAGGUUAUUUCCGACUGA